UAUUUUAUUUAAAUAAAAAAAAUUCAAGAAUCCCGGUACGUCAAUGGCUUCGAUGCUGGCACUGGCAGCAUCACGAUAGAGAUGAAGAGAGUACAAUUUGCACAUGGCACGUCAGUCUUCUCGUCGUCCAAAUUAAUUAAAAGCCGGAAACCAAUUAAGCCAGCCAGCCAGCCUACCCAACAUCACAUCGCAGGUACUUCCUACCUGCAAUCGCAAAUUCGCAAUGGCCUCGGCGGCGGCGGCGGUGGACGCGGUGGCGGCUCUCUUCUCGCUGAUCAUGGCCGUGGCGGCGCCGCUGUUCGACUCCCAGGUCGUCCUCCCGGUCAGCCUCUACCCGGCGCCGCUGGUGGACAUCUUCCGGUGGUUCACCGCCGAGUUCGACAACUACGUCGUGGCCGACGCGCCGCCUUUCCUCCGCGGCCUCGUCUGGCUCGACCUCGCCUUCCUCUGGCCGGUCAGCGUCGCCAACCUCUACGGCAUCCUCGCUCGCCGACGCUGGUCCGCCGCCACCUCCCUCAUGGCCGGUGUCUACAUGCUCACCUACCUGUCUGCAAUGUUUGGGGAGAUGUUGGGUUCAGGGAGAGCAACGCCGAAGCUGCUUGGGUUGUACCUUCUGUUCCUUGUUUUCGCUGUAGCUUCAGUUGCGCGUGGCCUCUGCUCCUGCUCAACACAGGCUACACCGGCGGCAGCAGGUCCUUCGUCGCCUGCACUUGCUGCUCGGAAGAAGAGGGUCUAGAUCCCUGAUCACGCCAUGUCUGGAAGUCUUGUAUUGGGGUCCAAAACCUCUGAAAAUUGACAUAAUGUUCAGAAGUUUUUACGACACGGAUUGCGUUUUGCUAUUUGGAUGACAGUCAUCGACGUACUAAACAUGGCUGAAGAUGCCAAGUAGAAUGAGAUAUGACAGUCCUUUUCUUA
Messenger RNA from Sorghum bicolor (sorghum), 915 nucleotides. Its product is annotated as transmembrane protein 97. The coding region runs from base 224 to 736 and encodes 170 amino acids. Gene Ontology annotation, cellular component: endoplasmic reticulum. NCBI's taxonomy places the organism in Eukaryota, Viridiplantae, Streptophyta, Magnoliopsida, Poales, Poaceae. The transcript has 2 exons. The record is from RefSeq and is a predicted model, not a curated record.